Anolis carolinensis (green anole) is the source of this 3498-nucleotide messenger RNA. RefSeq names its product zinc finger protein 271. NCBI's taxonomy places the organism in Eukaryota, Metazoa, Chordata, Lepidosauria, Squamata, Anolidae. The transcript has 6 exons. The record is from RefSeq and is a predicted model, not a curated record. Gene Ontology annotation, molecular function: DNA-binding transcription factor activity, RNA polymerase II-specific; RNA polymerase II cis-regulatory region sequence-specific DNA binding. Gene Ontology annotation, biological process: regulation of transcription by RNA polymerase II. The coding region runs from base 188 to 2956 and encodes 922 amino acids.
UUCGGCUGCAGGGGGUCCUCCGAGGAAGGGGAGGAGGAGUUCCGCUUCCGGAAGGGAGUUAUUCCUCUGAGGGAAGGAGCUGCAGGCCCCACCAGUUCUCCCAUUCUUCUUGCUAUGAAUAUCAUUUGAAAGAAGAGGUGGGCACAUCUUCAUCCAGUUUGAGGCAGCCUAGAAGAGCAGAGCAAAGAUGGAAGGGCAAGAACCAGCUGCUGCCCAGUUAGAAGUAUUUUCUGUUGCUAUUGAGGCAGAGAACAACAGAGCAUUCUGGGAGGACCCUUGGGGGAAAGACCAGGAGAGGAGUGUCCUCCACUCAGAUCUUCAGCGCUUCCGGCAUUUCCGCUAUGAGGAGGCCUUGGGACCCCGGAAGGUUUGCAGCCGCCUCCACUCUCUCUGCCGCCUGUGGCUGAAGCCAGAGCGACACUCCAAGGCGGAGAUGCUGGACCUGGUGCUCCUGGAUCAGUUCCUGGCCGUCCUUCCUGCGGAGAUGGAGCGCUGGGUGAGGGAAUGUGGGGCAGAGACCAGUUCCCAGGCUGUGGCUUUGGCUGAAGGAUUCCUCCUGAGUCAGGAAGAGGAGAGGAAGCAGGAGAAGCCCCAGGUGCAGGACUCAUUUGCAAACGAGACCAAUCAGGUGGAGGAGUCCCUUUCACACAUUUGGCUCGUCCAUAUUGGAGAAGGAGAAUAUAUCAUAGCUGGCAAUGAAACAUGGGGAAUUGAUAAUAGCACAACUUUCCAUGAUUCUUUUCUAAGAAGCGAUUCUGCGGGACCAGAUCAGGUGAUAUUUGAAGAUGUGUCUGUGGAUUUCUCAGAGGAGGAGUGGGCCCUCUUGGAUCCAAGCCAAAAAGCCUUGCACCAGCAAAUCAUGGAAGAGAAUUUAGGGAUUGUGACAUCUCUGGCCAUGCCAAUAGAGGAGACACCGUUUAAAUAUUUGGAAGAUGGAAUGGAUUUCAAUAGUAAGGAAACGCUCACCUUUUCUCAAGAAACUCACACAAGGGAUAAACCAUUUAAAUGCUUGGAAUGUGGAAAAAGUUUCUCUCAGAAGAUAAGCUUUGUUCAUCACAGGGCAAUUCACAAAGGAGAGAAGUUAUUUAAAUGCUCACACUGUGGAAAGAGGUUUAAUCAAAAAAGAAACCUUAUUAGUCAUCAGGCAACACACACAGGGGGAAAGCCAUUUAAGUGCUUGCAGUGUGAAAAGAGCUUCAGUCACAAGCAAGGCCUUCUUCGUCAUCAGGCAACUCACACAGGAGAAAGGCCAUUUCAAUGCUUGCAAUGUGGAAAGAGCUUCAGCCAAAAGGGAGGCCUUAUUUGUCAUCAGGCAACUCACACAGGAGUAAAGCCAUUUCAAUGUUUGCAAUGUGAAAAGAGCUUUAGCCAAAAGGGAAGCCUUAUUGCUCAUCAGGCAACUCACACAGGAGUAAAGCCAUUUAAAUGCUUGCAGUGUGAAAAGAGCUUCAGUCUAAAGGGAGGCCUUAUUCGUCAUCAUUUAACUCACACAGGAGAAAAGCCAUUUAAAUGCUUGCAGUGUGAAAAGAGCUUCGGUGUAAAGGGAGGCCUUAUAAGUCAUCAGGCAACUCACACAGGAGAGAAGCCAUUUAAAUGCUUGCAGUGUGAAACGAGUUUCAGUCUAAAGAGAAGCCUUAUUCGUCAUCAGGCAACUCACACAGGAGAGAAGCCAUUUAAAUGUUUGCAGUGUGAAAAGAGCUUCAGUCAAAAGGGAAACCUUCUUAGUCAUCAGGCAACUCACACAGGAAUAAAGCCAUUUAAAUGCUUGCAGUGUGAAAAGAGCUUUAGCCAAAAGGAAAGACUUAUUAGUCAUCUAGCAACUCACACAGGAGUAAAGCCAUUUAAAUGCUUGCAAUGUGAAAAGAGCUUCAGUCUAAGGGGAAGCCUUAUUAGUCAUCAGUUAACUCACACAGGAAUAAAUCCAUUUAAAUGCUUGCAGUGUGAAAAGAGCUUCAGUCUAAAGGGAAGCCUUAUUAGUCAUCAGGCAACUCACACAGGAGAUAAGCCAUUUAAAUGUGUGCAGUGUGAAAAGAGCUUUUGUCAAAAGGGAAAUCUUAUUGCUCAUCAGGCAACUCACACAGGAGUAAAGCCAUUUAAAUGCUUACAUUGUGAAAAGAGCUUCAGUCACAAGCACAUCCUGAUUCGUCAUCAGGCAAUUCACACAGGAGAGAAGCCAUUUAAAUGCUCAGUGUGUGAAAAGAGCUUCAGUCGCAACCACCUCCUUAUUAGUCAUCAGGUAACUCACACAGGAGAGAAGCCAUUUAAAUGCUUGCAGUGUGAAAAGAGCUUUAGCCAAAAGGGAAGCCUUAUUAGUCAUCAGGCAACUCACACAGGAGUGAAGCCAUUUCAAUGCUUGCAGUGUGAAAAGCUCUUCAGCCGAAAGGGAAACCUUAUUAGUCAUCAGGCAACUCAUACAGGAGAGAAGCCAUUUAAAUGCUUGCAGUGUGAAAAGUGCUUCAGGCACAAGCAAGACCUUAUCCAUCAUCAGGCAACUCACACAGGAGAGAAGCCAUUUAAAUGCUUGCAUUGUGAAAAGAGCUUCAGUCACAAGCAAGUCCUUAUUCGUCAUCAGACAAUUCACACAGGAGAGAAGCCAUUUGAAUGUCUGCAGUGUGAAAAGAGCUUCAGGCACAAGAGAAACCUUAUUAGUCAUCAGGCAACUCACACAGGAGAGAAGCCAUUUAAAUGCUUGCAGUGCGAAAAGGUCUUCAGUCGAAAGGGGAAACUUCUUAAUCAUCAGGCAACUCACACAGGAGAGAAGCCAUUUAAAUGCUUGCAGUGUGAAAAGAGCUUCAGUGAAAAGAGGAGCCUUAUUCGUCAUCAGGCAACUCACACAGGAGAGAAGCCAUUUAAAUGCUCAGAGUGUGGAAAGAGCUUCAGUCGGAAAUCAUACCUUGUUUGUCAUCAAGCAACUCACGGUGGAGAAAAAGUGGAGUGUGGAAAUAACUGCAGUUGAAAGACAAGCCUUGUUUUUAAUUGUCAACCCAUACGAAAGAAAUGGGGUAAAGGGAAGUUUCUUUGUUUUAAAUCAGAGGGGGCUUAGAUCUUUGUUAUGAUAACACUGAGUUUAAAAGCUGUGGCUUUUGGGGGAAGUAAUAAUCUGACCAAUUUUCUUUGAUGAAAUAUCUCAUUAAGCAUAACUGACAAUAUUUUGAGAGCUAAACGAAAGAUAUUUCAAGGUGUUUUACCCAUUCAUGAACAUUGGUUACUGCAAAUAUUUCCUGUCAUGUAUAUUCAGGGUUAAAAUACAUUUAAUUGAGAAGUUUGAUUUGAAGUGUGAGAAUGACUUUAAUUAAUGACUAACAGCCCUGUGUUUCAUGUAGUUAUAUGUAUGUGGGACUGAAUUUUCUUGUAAGAAAUAACUAAGAAAAAAAUCACUGAUAAAUUGUUUUAUAUCUAUUCAUGCAUACUGGUUACUGCGAAUAUUUCUUGUCUUAUCUAUAACAUAUAAAUAAUAAUCUAUUAAAGAUGUGUGUGUGUAUUAAAUGUCCAAAAACA